AUGGAUGACUUUUACGUUCGUUACUACGUGGGGCACAAAGGGCGUUUCGGUCACGAGUUCUUGGAGUACGAGUUCAGACCAGACGGCAAGCUGCGGUACGCGAAUAACUCAAACUACAAGAACGACACGUGCAUUCGCAAGGAACUGACGGUGUCCAAGGAGGUGCUGAAGGAGGUGGCACGAAUCGUUAGAGAGAGCGAAGUGAUGAAGGGAGACGAUAAAAAUUGGCCUGAGCCUGAUCGCGAGGGACGACAGGAGCUGACGAUUGUGUUCGGCGACGAACAUAUUGAGUUUGUGACAUCAAAAAUUGGAUCGCUGUUGGACGUGCAAAACAGCAAGGAUCCAGACGGGUUCAGGAAGUUUUAUUACUUGGUACAGGAUCUCAAGUGUAUGGUGUUGUCGCUCAUCACGCUGCACAUGAAAAUCAAACCCAUCUGA
Molecule: messenger RNA, 438 nt
Organism: Ostreococcus tauri
Lineage: Eukaryota; Viridiplantae; Chlorophyta; Mamiellophyceae; Mamiellales; Bathycoccaceae
Product: Mago nashi protein
Exons: 2
Coding region: 1-438 (145 amino acids)
Biological process (GO): RNA splicing
Cellular component (GO): nucleus; exon-exon junction complex
Source: RefSeq, a predicted model, not a curated record